Molecule: messenger RNA, 1702 nt
Organism: Annulohypoxylon maeteangense
Lineage: Eukaryota; Fungi; Ascomycota; Sordariomycetes; Xylariales; Hypoxylaceae
Exons: 1
Coding region: 645-1403 (252 amino acids)
Source: RefSeq, a predicted model, not a curated record
GUUGAGGUUAGUUGCAUUAGUUACACUUAGCUCUGUGCUGGCUCGGCUGGAAGCAUUUUGCUUUGCCCUUGUGUCCGUGUGUUUUUGCGAUCUCCGCGUAAAUCCACCACCAUCAGGUUCAUGGUACAGAUUCUAGCUAAUAAUCGAAAGGUAAUCGGAUUAGGUAUUGCUAAAUUAUCGCCUAGCUCGUAAGAUCGAACGCCUCGCUCCCCUGCCUCUUUCUCAUUACGUAUAGCCGAUAUACGGUACCGUAACCCGUUGCCUGGUGCUUCUAUUCCAACAGCAACGACAUCUAUCCCAACUGCACUCAGCCGCGUUUUGCUGUCAGCAGUCAGGUCUCCGCCAUGACAGUCAUUCGCCUACCCGCCCUCGUGUGAGUUUACUCACUUACGACGGGUACCAACAUCAUGAAUCCGAGAUAUAAAGAUGGCAGUUCAUCGCCGGUUCAAAAUGACUUAUUCUCAGCAUCAUCUCAUACUCUCUUACAUCUUCAGCAUAUAUACCAUCUAAUCAUUAGUACUUAUACCUAAUCAUACGUCUGCUCAUCUUCUCACUAUUCUCAUAAAAUCAUAUCCAUAACCACUCAUAAUCUACACUCUUCGACCACAAUCACAUACCUAGUCACCUACAACCUUCUAAUAAAGAUGUUUUCCAUCGUCAAGACCGCCACCUCCCUAGCCUGCCUCGCAGCAGUCGUCCUAGCAGGCCCCAUCAACAAGAACUCACUCUCACGCCGCGAAUGGACCGACUGCCCGACCGGCACCGUAUUCUACGCCUGCGCAAACGGGUACCGGGGGUGCUACCAGCAAGACCCGUGCGCGCUCCCGCCCAUCGCCAGCACAAGCCUACCCGCAACCCCCACCCCCACCACCUCCGUCACCGCCGCCCCUCCCACCGCGACCUGCCAAAGCGGCAGCAUCUGGCAGCCCACCAUGUACAACCUCGACCUCCUGCAGCCGGACCUCUCUCAAACCCCCGUCACAUACCUGCAAGUCCAAGCCUCCGGAGCCAGCAAACAGCUCGAGCAAGUCGUCGUCUUCAGCGGGAUCCCCGCCGGCGCGAAGACAUGUAACCUAAUGUGGGCACAAGCCGCCGAAGCCGAGCGGACCUUCGUCGUCGACGGAAGCGGUCUCGCCGCGAUUCUCCCGCUCACCGGGGUCCCAUCUCUAGUUUCCGCGAACAGCAUCAAGCCGUACCUGCCGGCUGCGGAUACCAAGCCCGUGCACCCGGACUUCACGUUCUGGGACAAGCAGAGCAAGGACGCGGCGACGCAUACGGUGGGCCGGUUCAAUUGCGCCGAGGAGGUGUAUUAUAAGAUCCAGCUGGAUACGCAGAAUGGUGAUGGUCGCGUCUAUCUCGAGCAGGAUGGGAAGAAUGGGCUUUAUGUUACUUAUGAGUGCUAGGUUCGAACCUAGUGUCUGUUUUUCUGUCUAUUUGGGCACCUUCUAGGUGCUUGAUUCUGGGGCUUGGGGACACGGGGAAUGCUUUACGGGAUAUAUGAUGGGAUGGUUUCAUGGAUCACUCAUUUGCAUCAGCGAUGGAGUUUUUGAUUUUGGGGGUUUGCUUUUGGCAUUGGUAGGCGCUCCUUAUGCGGUAGAGGGGAUUAGGUAUAGAUGGCUUGUAUCGGAUCUGGGAUAUUUUGAAAUAUUUAGACUUAUAAUUCGUAUAUAUAAUUAAACUUGAAUCCUACCUUUACAUAGCA